AGUUCGCUGCGAACGCUUAUGGCGUCUGGUGCGUUUCAACGGAGAACAAGUGAACUCGUCCCCCAACAGCCACCACAAACCGAAACAAACACAACAAACUAAAGGAUAUAAUCCGAGCGAAUCCCACGAACCCGUCCGCAUAUUCAGAGUAAAGUUGUGCGUGCAAUAAGCCGUGAUUCGAAUGUUGCACGAUUUUAAUUAAAUCGCCAGUUAUUGAAAGCAUUAAACAAAGUUACGAGUACGCAUCGCGGUCGAAUUGAAUUCACCUGAACGGGAAGCCCACGGACUCGUUGUUUUGCACGGUUCACAUCCAGCACCCGAAUCAGAAUCAGAAUCGGACUCGAACUCGCACUCGCACUGGCACCCGUGGUCACAUUCAUAUUCACAUGCAGUGCGCGAGAAAUUCCUUCUGGUGGUAGUGACUGGUGUCCUUGUCGUAUUGUUUAUGGAUUUGUUGGUUUUCUGGUUCCGCGCGCAUCCCUCUAACACGUAGCAGUGGCGUCAACAGCUUUCGUUUGAUGUUUACCCAGCGUCCUUCGACAUUAAGCGCCGAACGGGCUCAGUGAGCCAAGGGUCCUGACCUCCCGACAGCAAAAGGGAGAGAAAACAACUUUAAGAUUAGUCCGAGGCCAAAGUAAAAACAACCGCCCGCCCGACCGACACACGAAGCGCCAAGGAUUCGCGCUAGCACGGCUCUACCAUGCGGCCGCCGCGCCACACCCAGCCGUUACGGCCCCGGAUCAAACCUUGGGCCUGUGCCUGUGCCUGGCUGACUCUGGCCACAGCCGCGCUGGCCUAUCCAAAUAGUCAGUCCGAGCAGCCCCUGGUCACCUAUGUGACCACCUCGACGACAUCCAGCCAGCGGAGCCAGUCCGCCCCCCUGCAGCCGGCCUUUGUCUAUGACUCGCCCCCUCCCUCGGAGGAGCAGGGGUCACAUCACACGCUGGCCACAGCCACACAGAGACCGAAGGAGACUGAUGGCGAGCAGGCAAAGAGAGUCAUCGGUUCCAGUACAACCGCGUCGGUGUCAGUGGUUCUUGAUGGCAAUGAACCGCAGUUCACGGACGCCCUCGGCCACAAGGUGCCAAAGCCACAGCCCUCGCUGCAGGUGGCUAGUCCCAUCGACCUGCUCAAUCCGGACCGCUACGAGUUCUAUACUUUUGAUGAGCACGGCGAGCUGGUCAAGCGUCUGAUGACCAUGCAGGAGAUCCAGAGCAUUGUAGCCAACGGCGACGGCGAGGGACCGUCCAUUAUCCACCCAGCUCCGUUGGCCGAACACAAUCCCGACAAGAAUGUCCAAGACAUUGUGGACAGCGUACAGAGUGUGCUUAACAAAGAGGUGGCCUCCAGCUCGGCAAAGAACAGCUCCGGUGAGCUGCUGCCUCCGUUGCUGGACACGCCCGACGUCUCCUCGUCCUGGUCGCUUAUCCUUCCCGCCAUUUUCGGCAACACGGGCGGAGACAUUUUCCCCCAGCAGCGGCCACAGCAGAUCGUGAUGACCCCCGAAUCGGAGCUCCUUGAGACCUCGACCAGAGCCGCACCGCCAGCAACGCGUGCCACAAAGAAACCGAAACCCUCCAAGCGAAAGCCAGGCAACAAACGCAAGCCUGCUGCCACCACCAGCACCACCCCGGUGACCCCGCAGGUGGUUCAAGAAGAGUUGGACCCCAUGGAGUCUGUCUACACUGGUAUGCAACAGUACCAGCACGUGGCCGCCAAUGUGCCGGACUUUGAACUGCUCCACAUGCAGCCCAUCUACCAGAAACGGCCAAGCACAACCGGUAGGCCAGAGACAACCACUCGGCGCGUCUUUUACAACAACCAGGAGAUCAUCCACACGCCGACCUCCUCCAGCAGCGCGACCUCCACCACAGAAAAGAUCGUUUCAAACCACCAGCUGGCCAAGAAGCCGUCGAACGUCCAGCGGAAGCCGACACAGCCCCACCGGGUAAAGAAACCCAACGGCGAUGGUACAAUCGAAACUUCAUCCCAGCCCACUGGAGGCAAGCAGAAGGUAAAGAAGAAGCCAUCCACGACGACAACGACGACCACGGCUGCUCCAGAGGCGGAAGUACAGUCGUCCACUCAACAGGCUGGGGAGGACCCACCAGCAGAAGCCAGCAGCACCACCACUACCCAAGCACCGCCCCCGACCACACCCAAGAAAAAGAAGCGCAAGCCCACACGAACACCCGGCACGGGAUCCACUUCUGUCAGCGGCAAGCCAUCAAAGCCAAAGCGCAAGCCAACUGCCAAGCCCAAGCCACUGGUCCAGCAAGUUGAGCAGCAGCAGCAGGUCGAGAGCACUCAGAGGCCGCCCAGGCCACAGAGACCCCACAAGAAGCCCAAGCCAACAUCGACAAGCUCUACGACAACAACCACGCUCGCUCCCGAAACAAGCACAGCUAGUACCCCCGAACCAGUGAGCAGUUCGACGGAGGCACCAGCCUCGCAGCCAGAUCCGGAGAGCCCAGUCACCACCACUCCACAGGCGGAGCCCGAACCAGAGCCUGUCGCGUCUACUUCCACAACAACAACAACCACAACAGAAGCUCCCACAACUAGUACAACAGCUGCCCCAGUUAAAUCGACGGCGAAACCACCCGCACUGCACCACCAGAAAUUGCAUACAAAGCCGGUGGGAUCCACCAGUCGUCCAUCCAUCACCCAGCACCAUAAUCGCGUCCACGGCAAACCAGUUCACAGCACCACUACAGAGUCCAGUAAGGACGCUGGCGAGGCUCAGACCGAAAGCUACGGACUAGUGAACGUGAUUGCCGCCUCAAGCACCCCGCAGCAGCCAAUGUAUCCGCUGCCCAGCUACAAUGUCGAAUCCUCUCAGAACUUGCCCACAGUGUUUGCCGACUCAACGGUGGACCAGUCACCGCUGAAGAAGACCCCGUUGCCGUCUCUAGCUCAAUUGCAGCAACAGCUCCACCUUGGUUCUCCGUCGCCGGCACCGCAGCUCUCGCCCGCCCAAAUCCUUUCGAUGGACCAAAUUGUGCAGUCACUUACACAGGACCUAUCCGCCACGGACAAAGAGGACGAGGAUUCCGCGUCUGGUCCUGUUAAGUACGACAGUGCCGAGAACAAGCAGCAAAUGGAAGCUCUGGCCAACAAGAAAAAGAUUCCAGUCUCAGCUGGCUCACCUCCAGCUGCAGUAACGACUACACCUGCUCCCAUGCCAACUUCUUCCUCCAAGCCUACAAUUUUGACCAGCAAUAAGCCCCCUUCGUCCCACUACGGCGGUAGUACUCUGGCCACGAUGCUCUCCGAAGAGGACGAAGAGGCUGCCGGUUCCACAGAGUUCUCUCUAAGCCAAAAGCAGCCAUCAGAGACCACGCAAAGCAGCCUCGAAGAUGAUGCUGAGGAACAAACGCCCGUGGUAGUGAUCACAGCUAGGCCACAGUACUUUACGGUGACCAGACAGCCGGAACCCCUGAAGCCUGUCGAAACUCACCAGCCCAAGGAGCCUGAAACCACAGAGCUGCCUGGUCAAACUCAGUUCCUAGUAACAACCCCAAUGUCACCGCUCGACGAAGUGGAUGCCACCACCGAUAAGCCCACUGAGGAGUCCGAUCAUGUCGUUAAGUUUGAGCCACUCUACGCAGAGGUGCCGGAGGCGGUUAUAGAGGAGCUUGAGGAACCUAACCCCACGAGUGGCUAUAACCAACAGCCUAUUGGGGCGGAGACAGUGGGAGCUACCACCGAGCAGGCACUACGACUGCCAGUCUCUGAGAGCAGUACAUCCGCUGACUUUGAUGACGGCAGCACAGAAGUGACUCCUAUGAUCGCCGACUUGGUGCAGCAACUCAACCUUGAGGUGCUCAAACCCACCGAUCAGAUUUCAAUGGCCAACUUCCAGACGCAGGCGGCCACUGUUGCCUCCACGCUUGUGGACGGAAGCAACACGCUAGUCUCAGACGUUGCCAUGAACUCCAACGAAACCAAGGAUGAGCUGGAGUUUCUCAUGUCCGAUGUUAUCCAGCAGAUCACACAAGGCGACCAGUACAAGCCCCCGCCGGCCAAGGUGCCACUAGUGGACGACUCACAUCGCCUGACCAACUUUGCCAAUUUAAAUGCCUCGUUCCUUCUACAGCCAAAGCCGAAGCCAGACCAGACCAAAGAGCCCGAGGAGCCCCAAGCACCCCAAGACCCGUACAAACUUCAACCACAGCCUGAGGAACAGCUGCUAGAGAAAAAUGAGACAGCCGCAGUCUCCCCCGAACAGGAAGCGGUGCACCUGGAACACGUGGAGACGAGUACGCACCGCAUUCCCAUCCUGUCGCUUUCGCAAAUCUACGCGCAGCAACAGCAGGACGAGGACGAGGAGCAGCAAGUGUUUGCCAACGAAAGACUUGAGCUGCAGCCAACUCAAGAACCGACCAGGCCGGAAACCGCCCCGGCUCACGAAGUUCUGUCCACAGUGGCCGCAGCAGACACCACCGAGGCAUACACCGCUGAGGUGGCCGCCACCACUGAGCGACAGCCAGCGCAGGAAACCUACGAGGAGAGCACGGCCAGCACUGAGGGCUCCGGCAGCGAGGAGUCAACGACCAGCUACAGCGAAAUCCCCGACAGCUACACGCAGCGCGAAAGUGAAGAGCAAAUGCCCGAGAUGUUGACAAAUGGUUACAACGAGGAGCAGCAGGCGGAGGCGGGCACUAGCCAAGAAGCAGACCCGGAGUCCAUCUACAGCACGGUAAAGUCACCGCCGGAAGAGCCAGAUACGACCACCCAGCAGCCAGCGGCGGAAAAGGCGACGACGGCGACUAAUGUUUACCAGGACGCACAGGAAGAGGAGCAAACGUCAACAACGGAACAGCCCGAUAAGCCUGAGCAGCCAGACCAGCAGGACCAGGUAGCCCAGACCAGUAAUGUUGAGGACAGCGCCACCAACGCCGCCCAACUCCUGCCGCAGUACCAAGCGCCGGCCAGCGAAGAGAGGGAGGAGGCGCCGGUGACAAAAAUUCCCGGCGAUAUGUCCCUGGUAUCUUCCGAGUCGGACAUGUCGCUCAGCUCGGAGCAAGCAACGGAACAAAUUGAAUUGAGCACGGUAAAGUCGCAGCAGCUGAACGACGAGUCGAUGGAGAACAUUUCCGACGAGUUGACAGCCACCAUUUCUGAAGAAGGCGACUCGGAGGAUGCCGAUGCGGUGACGAAUGGCCAAAAGGUUCAGCUGGACGACGAGGAUCCUUACAUCAAGCUCGGUGAAACGACGGCCAGCGUGGUGAGACCGCUUAUCUCCAACUCCAAGGAAGGCGGCAGCGGCGGGGAUAAGAGUGCCGAGGAGGAUAACUACAAGGUGACGUUGCCAUUAGCUGGCUAUGAAACUCCUUCCGUUGAUCAGGCCGAUGAGGAGGAUGAGGAAGAUCAGGCUGUCUACCAGAUGCCAUUGGCUCUGCCCAGCAGUACUACAACUACGACCACUACCACUACUUCCAGACCCUUUACCACAAUUACGGCAAACAAACCUUCUUCCACCUCAACUCCAGCGCCCGCCACAACUACCAAGCGACUAAACACUUUGAGGCCAGUAUCCUAUUACGUCCAGCCGUCUCUGCUGGGUGGCUACAACCAACUGGACCUUCAGCCGCCCAAGGUCUUGCCCUACAAUGCCAACAAGGCCGCUCCGUCCCAUCCACAGGCUCCGAUGCAAUCGCCGGCAAGUCUGCAGCGACCGACGCAGCGCCCCGCCUCGUUGACCAAUCUCAUGGCCAGCUCCACCCAAGCCACCCGGCCACCCGUCAAACUGGAGCCCAGCCCAGAGUCCUCGCAGGGCCUGGAAGCCACCACCGCCAACAUGGACGAGGACUUGCAGUCGUUCGCCCGACUCUGCAACGAACUAGCCUUCAGCUACUGGCGCGCCAUCACUUCGGAGAAGAUCAGCUCGGCCAGGAGUGUGAUUCUGUCACCCUUCGGCAUCACCUCCAUGCUCUCCAUGGUAUUCAUGGGGGCGCGGGGCAGCACCUCCGGUGAGAUGAACGAAAUACUGAAGCUGGACGACAUGGUGACCUUCAAUCCGCACUUGAUAUUCAAGAACAUAACGAGUGGGGUGGAACAGGCCAUGGACAGCGACAUUGCGACGGCGGCUUUUGUAAGGGAAAUUUUCAGUGACCGUGCCAACGGGAAAAUUCUGCCCUUCUUUAAGGAGAAGACUCAACAGCUAUACGCUGGCCACGUCGAGGAGGUCAACUUCCAUGUGGUUAACGAUAUUGUGCGACGUCGCACGAACCUCCUGGUGAAGCGCCACACUAUGGGAAAGGUAUUGGAGUACUUGCGCACUAACAGCGUGUGGGUCAACGGUCCGCUGGCCACCAUAUCGGCGAACCUGUUCCAAACGGAUUGCUCACGCGGCUCAACGGCCGAACGGGAUGGGGAGAUGUUCUUCCAGGUGCACCCCACCGUGCGCCAGCGCCGCCUCGUGCCCAUUCCGGCUGUGCUCUACCGUUCCGGCUUCCUGGCCGGGUACGAGCCGAAACUGGACGCCACCAUCGUGUCGUUCGGUCGCCUGCAGGACACUGUAAGCACGGUCUACGUGAUGCCCGGCCACCAGAGUUCCAUCUCGCCAAUGGACAAUUUGGACCGCCUGGAGCGCAGCCUGGUGGAGACGGCCUUCGGCGAGACGCAGGCCUGGAGCCGAUUGCUCACGUCGCUGAUGGACCGGCCUGGCAUGGAGGUGCAGCUGCCACGCUUCUCGCACCGCUCCUUUGUAAACGCCUCGUUAGGCCUGCAGAAGAUGGGGUUGCGCGGUCUGUUCAAGUCAGACUUUGCCGACCUGCGCGGACUGACUGGAGCCGCCAACCGGGACAUCUUCCUCUCCGACAUGAUACAGAUCAACACGUUCAGCACCUGCGGCGAGGAGAAGAUCUCCGAGCACCACCACGUGGAGAUGUACCCGGCCCCGCCACUUCGUAAGCGCAACAAGGACGUGGACGCAACGGACGACGACGCAUUCGAUUCGUCAGAGGCUGUCGUGGACUUCGGCUCGCUGGUGCAGGAGUCGGCUCUGGGACGGGGCUUCUACGAUGACCUACUAGACCCCAAGUACCUGGAACUACCGCUGCCACUUCGCCCGCGGCAGGCUCGUGUCCCCGACGCCCCGAGACUCCGCUUCGACAAGCCCUUCCUCUACUUCGUGCGACACAAUCCCACGGGCAUGAUCCUGUUCAUGGGACGCUUCAACCCACGCCUGCUGCCAUGAAGCAGGAGCCACGCAGCGCCCGCGGGCCGUUUCUUGUUAAUUCUUGGAGUGUAACUUAGUGAAUUUAUACCCUACUCGUAAUUGCAAACCUAAUCCUUAAUGACGCUGCUUGCUGUGCCUUAAUCCCGCGUCCCAGUCCGGGUUCGCCAGAGCCCCGAUUCUCCGAUCCGAGAUUGAUGUGCAGCAAACGAUUUCACUGGCAACGACAGACGCAUGUUCUCCACGCGCGAAAUCGAAAUCAAAUAACUUAAAUGCUUAAAUGCAGUUGCGCCAAUUUAUUUUCAACUUUUCUGACUUGCAUUUAAUUUUCCGCACACAUACCCGCCUCGGUAUGGUAUGGUUUGGUAUAUGUAUGUAUAUGCAUUUUUUAUUCCGCUCUUUGUCCGCUAAAAAAUCGCCCCGUCCGCAAACAAAUGCUGAACAAAUACGUAGACAGCGAAUGCGGAUGCAAUCGAAAAAUAAAUGCAAAUGCAAUCAUGGAAUGCGUCAUGUUUUGGCAACUGAACAAAUGUAAUUUAGUAAAAUAAACGUUACCAACAUGGAACUAAAAGUUAUGUAUGCUAUUAUGUAAGUUUAAACAAAAAGUCUAAAUAAAUAAAUAUAAAUGCUGAAAAACAUUA
This is a messenger RNA of Drosophila kikkawai, 7824 nucleotides long. RefSeq names its product mucin-2. Gene Ontology annotation, molecular function: serine-type endopeptidase inhibitor activity. The record is from RefSeq and is a predicted model, not a curated record. NCBI's taxonomy places the organism in Eukaryota, Metazoa, Arthropoda, Insecta, Diptera, Drosophilidae.